AAGAUCCAGGCGUUGGUGGCACACCUCCGCGAACUCAAGGAGCAGAGCCCGGGCGAGCAGGUGGUUGUGUUCUCGCAGUUCUCGACGUUUUUGGACUUGAUCGAAAACGAGCUCAAGGGCCUUGGCUCGGACGGCGACCUGGACUUUGUCGUGCACAAGUUCGACGGCCGGUUGAACAUGGUGGACCGGGAGAAGGUGUUGCGGAAAUUCACGGCGCAGAACAAGGCGGACGGGCGCAUCUCGGUGUUGUUGCUAAGCCUCAAGACAGGCGGUGUGGGGCUCAACUUGACGGUGGCGAAACGGGCGUUCAUGAUGGACCCCUGGUGGUCGCCCAGCAUAGAGGACCAGGCCAUCGACCGCGUGCACCGCAUAGGCCAGGACCAGAACGUGAAGGUGGUGCGGUUCAUUGUGAAAAACUCGAUCGAGACCAAGAUGCUCCGCAUCCAGGAGCGCAAGAGGAUGAUGGGCGAGGCCGUGGAAGUGGAGGAGGAGGAGCGGCGCAAGCAGCGCAUCGAGGAGAUCAAGUUGUUGUUCGACGAGUAG
Metschnikowia bicuspidata var. bicuspidata NRRL YB-4993 is the source of this 543-nucleotide messenger RNA. Its product is annotated as C-terminal helicase domain-containing protein. The annotation marks the transcript as partial. NCBI's taxonomy places the organism in Eukaryota, Fungi, Ascomycota, Pichiomycetes, Serinales, Metschnikowiaceae. The transcript has a single exon. The record is from RefSeq and is a predicted model, not a curated record.